GACCUGCACCGCGCCCAGCCUGGGGGACGUCGCUCCCCGCGGGGGAGGGACCUGCGGACGCCCGUUUGGGGGCGGAGGCCGCUCUGCGGAGCCGCCCACGCAGCGCUCCAGGAGCCAGAGACCACAGAAUGAGCAUUAGGACAUGCUGAUCUGCUCUUAAGACAGCUGGCUGGUACCCUGGUCAUGGAGGACUGCAAUGUGCAUUCAGCUGCCAGCAUCUUGGCCUCCGUGAAGGAACAGGAGGCCCGCUUCGAGCGGCUGACAAGGGCCUUGGAGCAGGAGAGGCGCCAUGUUGCCCUGCAACUGGAGCGAGCCCAGCAGCAGCCUGGUAUGGGCAGUGGAGGCGUGGUGGGCAGUGGGCAGCCCCUGCCGAUGGCCUGGCAACAGCUGGUUCUACAGGAACAGAGUCCGGGCAGCCAGGCAUCACUGGCCACAAUGCCAGAGGCACCUGAAGUGCUAGAGGAGACAGUGACAGUAGAAGAGGACCCUGGCACACCUACUUCCCAUGUGUCCAUUGUUACAUCUGAAGACGGCACAACUCGGCGCACUGAGACCAAGGUCACCAAGACAGUCAAGACAGUGACCACGAGGACAGUACGCCAGGUGCCUUUGGGCCCAGAUGGACUCCCCUUACUGGAUGGCGGCCCUCCACUUGGCCCCUUUGCUGAUGGCCCCUUGGACCGGCAUUUCCUGCUACGUGGCGGUGGUCCAGCAGCCACACUUUCCCGAGCUUACCUCAGCAGUGGGAGUGGCUUUGCUGAUGGCCUAGAGCCCCGUGAUGGUCCCAACUAUGGCAGCCUGUCCAGAGGGCUAGGGGUGCGGCCCCCCCGCACUGGACCCCUUGGCCCAGGAUCUGGUGAUGGCUGUUUCACACUGCCUGGUCGCCGGGAAGCCUUCCCUGUGGGUACUGAGCCUGGUCCUCCAAGUGGCCGCUCCCUCCCCGAGCGUUUCCAGGCAGAGCCCUAUGGCCUGGAGGAUGACACACGAAGUCUGGCUGCUGAUGAUGAGGGGGGCCCUGAUCUGGAGCCUGACUAUGGUACAGCCGCACGAAGAAGACCUGAGUGUGGACGGAGCCUUCGUGCCAGGGCUUAUGAGGAUGUGGCUGAUGAUGCAGGUGAGCUGACAGAUGAGCGGCCCCCAUUCCCAGCAGCAACAGCACCACUGGCCCAGCCUGAGCGAGGCAGCUUGGGCAGCCUGGACCGAGUGGUACGACGCUCACCUUCAGUGGACAGUGCCCGCAAGGAGCCACGCUGGCGGGAUCCUGAGUUGCCUGAGGUGUUGGCCAUGCUGCGACACCCUGUGGACCCAGUGAAGGCCAAUGCGGCCGCCUACCUGCAGCACUUAUGCUUUGAGAAUGAGAGCAUUAAGCGGCGUGUUCGGCAGCUGCGUGGGCUGCCACUGCUUGUGGCACUGUUGGACCACCCUCGGGCUGAGGUGCGGCGCCGAGCCUGUGGGGCACUGCGCAACCUCUCCUAUGGCCGUGACACAGAUAACAAGGCUGCCAUCCGGGACUGCGGAGGUGUGCCUGCCCUGGUACGCCUGCUGCGGGCUGCCCGUGACAAUGAGGUUCGGGAGCUGGUCACUGUUGCCCUAUGUGUAGGCUUUGAGCUGCUGUAUCAACCUGAAGUGGUACGUCUCUAUCUCUCCCUCCUCACCGAGAGCCGGAACUUCAACACUCUGGAGGCUGCAGCAGGUGCCCUGCAAAACCUCAGCGCAGGCAACUGGAUGUGGGCCACAUACAUCCGUGCCACUGUGCGUAAGGAGCGCGGGUUGCCGGUACUGGUAGAACUGCUGCAAUCGGAGACUGAUAAGGUGGUGCGAGCAGUUGCCAUCGCCUUGCGAAACCUAUCUCUGGACCACCGCAACAAAGACCUUAUUGGGAACUAUGCCAUGGCCGAGCUGGUGCGGAAUGUUCGCAAUGCACAGGCACCUGCCCGCCCCGGGGCUCGCUUGGAGGAGGACACGGUGGUGGCUGUGCUCAACACCAUCCAUGAGAUCGUGUCUGAUAGCCUGGACAAUGCACGCUCACUCCUGCAGGCCCGUGGUGUGCCAGCGCUGGUGGCGCUCGUCGCCUCCAGCCAGUCUGUGCGUGAGGCAAAGGCGGCAUCCCACGUGCUUCAAACGGUGUGGAGCUACAAGGAGUUGCGAGGAGCCUUGCAGAGGGACGGCUGGACGAAGGCGCGCUUCCAGUCAGCUGCUGCCACUGCCAAGAGUCCCAAGGGAACGUUGAGCCCUGGGGGCUUCGAUGACAGCACACUGCCACUGGUAGACAAGAGCCUGGAUGGUGAGAAGCCAGGCAGCCGAGAUGUGAUCCCCAUGGACACACUUGGCCCAGAUGGAUACUCCACUGGAUAUUCUACUGUGGACCGGAGGGAACGGAAGGCCCUGGGCAGUGACUCUGCAGGUGAAGCCUCUGAAAAGGAACCUUUGAAACCCGAUCCUGGCAGGAAGGCCCUUCCUCCUGGGCCCAGCAGGCCCUCAGUCAGGCUGGUGGACGCCGUAGGGGAUGCUAAGCCUCAGCCCGUUGACUCCUGGGUCUAGCUUGCAUGCCGGGGCCCCAGCCCAGCCAUUUCUUAGAGAUUGGAUCACCUGGAGAAAGGCCCAUUCUGAAGUCUGCUGUGGAGCCUCCUGGUGGCAGUUGCUGGCCAAGCUUCUUGCCAGGACCUGACUUGCUGGCACCCCUUCUGUCUUGCCCUGCCGGUUGCUCCCUCUGAUCUCCUGAUCAAAUUCCCUAGGCCUGAGUUAGCUGUUUACUGACAUGGUGCUGUGUGUGAGUGUGAAAGAAAAGGCCAAGAUGGGGCCCAGGAAGGUAGCAAGGGAGGGCACCUGGCUUUGCUCUGGUGGAAUAAAGACUGUGUUCCAGAGAAACAGGUCUGGGGAGUGGGGGUCCUGGGGACAGGCAGCUGGGAAAGGAGGAAGGGUCUCAGGAAAGGAAGUUGGACUCCAAAGGGUGGAGGGACUUCCUUUUGUUCGAGGCUGCAAAGUGGGGAUCCUGCACUGGAUGUCCGGAACCCUCAUGCAAUGAGAUCCUUCCUCAAGUUGCCUCUGGCAGGGGGGGUCACUGUGAUGGCUGCACCUGCAUCUGCCCAGAACCUCACUGUAAUCUCCAGACUGACCCCCAGCAGCACAGGGAACUGCUGUCCAGUGCCUGCUGUUCAGAAAACCACUGA
Molecule: messenger RNA, 3170 nt
Organism: Dipodomys ordii (Ord's kangaroo rat)
Lineage: Eukaryota; Metazoa; Chordata; Mammalia; Rodentia; Heteromyidae
Gene: Arvcf
Product: armadillo repeat gene deleted in velocardiofacial syndrome
Exons: 15
Coding region: 184-2541 (785 amino acids)
Biological process (GO): cell-cell adhesion; cell-cell junction assembly
Cellular component (GO): adherens junction; plasma membrane; nucleus
Molecular function (GO): cadherin binding
Source: RefSeq, a predicted model, not a curated record